CCAUUCAAAGUAUACAUUGUUUACAUACAUGCUGUUGCUUGUGCUGUGUCGGUGAGAGACUGCCAGUUGAAUAACAAUAAACAUAUAGAUUCACGUGGGAAAGUACAUCCAUCUGAAGACAUUGCGCCAUGUAUUGAUUGAGUCUGCCGGAUCUGUACUGUUCAUCAUGACUGAGCAUUCGGUUUGUCUGUGGGUGAAGGCAGAACCUUUCAGCUAUGGAGCAUUGUGAGGACAAGGAUAAUAAGUCGGAUCAGGUGACAAAGCGCGGGAAAAUAGCAACCAAUGCUCAUGCAGUUCCCAAGGGCCAUGUCAAAGGGAGCAAAAUAAUCAUAAUGAGCCAAGUCAGCAAGCAGACGAUAUCACGAAGUUCUGGAACACUGGAGAAUAGCAGCGUGAAGAUACACAGAUGUCACUACUCGUACCUGUACCUACUGUCUCCCCUCAGGUCGGUGACCAUUGAGAAAUGUCGUAACUCUACCAUUAUUCUGGGCCCGGUAGAGACAACAGUUUACCUGAGUCACUGUGAGAAGGUUACUCUGAUUGCUCCGUGUCGCUUCCUGAUGAUAAGUGGAAGUACGCUGUGCAACUUGCACUUGAUGACCCCUAGUCGGCCGAUGUUACUUGGCGGUAAUGACACUAUUCUUCUGGCCCCCUAUCAUACACACUACCCCAGUCUACAGGACCAUCUCACAACGGCGGGGCUGUCUGGUGACAGGAACCUGUGGAACCAGCCCCUGUGUGUCGGUCCAGAGCACAAAGAUGAAACACCGGUGUGGGAACUGUUACCUGUCCAAGAAUUCUUCACCUUCAACAUUCCAUUCCAUAUGGAGGGCAGCACCACGGAAAUCCCCGGUGGACUGCCUACAAAAUACCAGAAGGCAGUCACUCAGCGUCAGAAAAUGAUUGACAGCUGGCAGAAAACCGUGAAGGAGGCAGGACUAAGCCGUGAACAACGCAAGGAAUUCCAAGCUUUGGUAGAAACAAGAUUCCACGUGUGGUUGGCUGAAACUGGAUACAAACGUGAACUGGAUAGUCUUGUAGCUCCACAGCAGUCGGUGACGAAGAAAUGAUGAAAGUCUUGUGGCUCUGCUUUAGUCAGCAAGUGUCAGCAAGAGAAGCAGGUUGAACUGCAGCAUCAUAGAGUAAACAAACAGACAGAGUAGUGAAAAAACAAACGGUGGAGUAAACAAACAGACAGUAGUGAAAAAACAAACGGUGGAGUAAACAAACAGACAGUAGUGAAAAAACAAACGGUGGAGUAAACAAACAGACAGUAGUGAAAAAACAAACGGUGGAGUAAACAAACAGACAGAGUAGUGAAAAAACAAACGGUGGAGUAAACAAACUGACAGAGUAGUAAAUAAAAAACAAACAAUGAGUAAACAAAGCUAUGGAGAACUCCAAUGUGUCAGACUGACCAGAAAGUUAAUUGGCAGAUCGUAAAAAACACAAUUAGACAUCACAGGUCAUCUAUGUAUACCUGUCUAUAGAGACCACCCAUCUUAGUGUACCUGUCUAUAGAGACCACCCGUCUUAGUGUACCUGUCUAUAGAGACCAUGACAGAAACUGUGUAAUACCAGACGUCUGUGUCACCACUAGUCUUAGUGUACCUGUCUAUAGAGACCAUGACAGUCUGUCACCAUCUGUCCUUACGUAACUGUCACUUUGGUGGUCCCUAUAGACAGGUUAACUGUAGUCUGUCACCCCUUCUGUACCUAACGGUCACUUUGGUGGUCCCUAUAGACAGGUUUUCAGUAACUGUAGUUUUCUGAUAUUUUGAGGUACCUUACAUGAAGUAAAAAUCAUUCUUAUUUUAAUACAUUAUGUAUUUCAAAUAGUGUAUUUGUACAAUUCAUUUUUGUGAAAGGAAGUUUAAGUUAUAUAUAAAAUCCAAUGUUAAUCCGUCCUAUUGUUGUAGAUGCUAUGUGAGUAUGAAGUGAGUAGAGUCGUCUCUAUAUCCUGGCUCUUUAGUGGCAGAGUAAACUUGUGGUAACGAGUGUGAUAUCAGUGAAAAUGUAUUCUCCUACUGACUAUAUUAUGUUUGAUCAUUAAAUGAAAUCACAUUUUCAUUCUUUUUA
This is a messenger RNA of Pecten maximus, 2079 nucleotides long. RefSeq names its product TBCC domain-containing protein 1-like. Gene Ontology annotation, cellular component: spindle pole centrosome. NCBI's taxonomy places the organism in Eukaryota, Metazoa, Mollusca, Bivalvia, Pectinida, Pectinidae. Gene Ontology annotation, biological process: maintenance of centrosome location; maintenance of Golgi location. The record is from RefSeq and is a predicted model, not a curated record.